AUGGGAUGGGAACACGUUUGGCUCCUUGACGGCUAUCGUAUCCCCGAGAUCGGCUACGGCUCUUGGCUUAUCGGAUCCGGAUCGACUGUUGUAGAUCAAGUAAGUACAGACAUGGCGCCCGGCCCUCUGGAGGUGACGCCAUCGUGUGAACUAAUCAAUCUGGGCUUUGUGGGUCUGCUCUCGCUCGUUCUUGUUAGGUCGAGCAAGCGCUUGAGACGGGGUUCAAUCACUUGGAGUUAGUUCAAAGGUCUUUCGCUGGUCAUGCAUACCAGGAGCACAGGACUGGAACUGUAGUCCUGCCAGGGGACGAUGUGGAGGGACUUGGGACCGGAUGGCGCCCCCACACCAGCUCGAUCGUGAUCGGUCGUCGGAUGACCAACCUGAAAACCGCAAAAUUCUGACUCUGGCCCGACUCAUGGACUCUCCCCAGUACCGCGCAAAUCUAUAGGAACGAAUCCGAGGUAAGUGGUGUGACACUUUUUCAUACCUUCAUCUACCAAGUCGUAUAUGUAUACUGACGAAAAGCUUUAACUCGCAUCAGGUCGGCGAUGGCCUCAAAGCGAGCGGUCUCGAGAGGAAGGACGUCUGGGUCACGACCAAGUGGUCAGUCAGGGAUCCGCUUCUUAGUUCUAAGGUGACCUGACCUGCUGACUGGGGCAACGUCCUCCCCUGACUCAGGAGUGGCAAGGACGGCAAGGGUAUCCGAGCGAGCAUCAACGAAUCGCUCGAAUUCGUCAGUUCUGCAUUGAGAUCACCUGAACAAAAGCGUAACGACACUGAAAGGAUGUAUACUCUUCCGCGGUUUAGCUGAAGCUCAAGUAUGUCGAUUUGUACCUCAUCGUAAGUUGAUCUUCUUCUUGCCCUCACUCAGGGGCUCAGAAUUUGAUGUCGUGGUGGACUGACUUGAUGCGACUACUUUACCUCACGACGUGUAGCACUCCCCACGACUCGCGAAAGCCGAUCCGGUCGCAGCAUGGGAAGAAAUGCUCGUCUUGAAGAAAGAAGGGCUUGCUCGUAAGGUAUCACCUCGAGGGUUACAAAUUCAAAGCCCAGUGCUGAUGAAAGCUCGAGCUUUACCACUGUUUGUUCUCGCUACCAGAUUCUGUCGGCGUCUCGGUAAGUCACAACCCUAAUAGUCUUCAAGCUCCUCCCUGCAUGUACUGAACCCAAAUUCCGUGCAUUGGACAGAAUUACGAGAUCAAAGACCUUGAAGUGCUGCGUGAAGCGGGCCUGGCGACACCUGUCGUCAACCAGAUCCUGCUUCACCCCUACGUUUACGACAACCAAAAGGCGUUGUUGGCCUACCACGAGCAACAAGGGAUCGUGACCGAGGCCUACUCGAGUCUCUACCCCCUGACCCAUCAAUCCGGCGGUCCGCUCGACAAGCCCCUCCGCAAGAUCGCCCAGGCUCAUUCGGGUGAGAAGGUCGAGGUUACGGAGGCCGAGGUCCUGUUUGCCUGGGCGAGGAGCAAGGGAGCGGUGAUCGUCACGUGAGUUAAAGGGUUGCUCCACCGUUCCAUUCAAUCAGAUAUCUGGAGACCCUCCACUUUUGAUCUCCAGCAUUCGAGGACUAGCCAGCUGAAUAUGUCUUCGCUCGAAUUCUCUGCCAACCAGGACGACACGCUCGAAGGAACGUCUGCAUGCCUACCUUCGCGCGGGCGACUUGGAGCUGACCGAGAAGGAGAUUGCUUCGAUCGACUCUGCCGGAUCGCAGCUCAAGGCGUGGCAGCGUUGGCAGUACGCCAAGCGAGCGGUGGCCUUGGUUGCUGGAUGUGCGGCCGCGCAGUUCGUUUACACGGCUGUUCGCGCGGCAGCGUAG
This is a messenger RNA of Microbotryum saponariae, 1819 nucleotides long. Lineage: Eukaryota; Fungi; Basidiomycota; Microbotryomycetes; Microbotryales; Microbotryaceae. The record is from the annotation of a GenBank genome assembly.